AAUACCGUACAUUAUAUUAUCAACUUUAUAGAGAGUACACUGCUCUUUGCAUAUUUAUUCUAUACACACAUUGGACAUGCGGAGCAUAGCCAAAAAUUAAACAGUUCGCCGAUUUCAUGUUGAACAGUAAACUCGGGAGUUAUUUGUGUUGAUUAUCUGUUUUGCUUUAAGACUCUUGACCCAGUUUUUAAUGAUUGAGAACAUUUACGCUCGCAUAGUAUUUAAAAUGUGACAGUGAAAGGUGUAUCAUAUAUGAAUAUAUUUAGUUAUAGGAUAAUUAACUGUUAUAGAAUAGUUUAAACAAGCCGAUUGGAUAUUUUAAGUGACUUUAUUGACUGACAGUGCACGUCAGGGCGAAUAAUAAUAUACAAACUAAGAUGGAGGCGAUAGCAGACGACCUUUGGAAGGUAUACAAUAAAGAAUGGCGGGAAGCUCGUCUAUCAUUGAAAAUCCACAAACACGAUGAAGAGAUUAUAUAUCUGCUAAUGCAGCUUGUCAGGGGAAUAUAUGAGUUCUGUCAGAAUGAAACAAAAGAAUCACACCACAAGAAAAAAACAGAGCAGCUGACUGAGAUUUAUCUUCAUCAAAAACUUCCGCCAUCAUUUAACAAGGACCACGUGACAAAUCCAAUUCGGUCAUUUGUACACAGCUGUAUACGAUGCUUAUAUCACAUGUGCUCAUUAAAACAUUCCCCUCUCUAUAUAUACUGGAUUCCUAAAGGAGAAAUGAUUGAUAAAAACAAAUUUGAAAUAGAAGGUGACAAAGACAAACAUGUUUGUGAUUGGACUGUAUGGCCAGCUGUGAUGAAAGAAGACGGAACCGUGCUGAAGAAAGGAGUUGUCAUUCCUGUUUGAGUCUUUGUUUAUGGAAUAAUAAGGAUAUUAUAUUAUGUAGGGGACUCUCUUUAUCAUAUUUAGAAAAGUGUUUGCCA
Ruditapes philippinarum (Manila clam) is the source of this 931-nucleotide messenger RNA. RefSeq lists its product as uncharacterized. The record is from RefSeq and is a predicted model, not a curated record. The transcript has 4 exons. The coding region runs from base 378 to 854 and encodes 158 amino acids. NCBI's taxonomy places the organism in Eukaryota, Metazoa, Mollusca, Bivalvia, Venerida, Veneridae.